Messenger RNA from Histoplasma capsulatum G186AR, 1119 nucleotides. RefSeq lists its product as uncharacterized. The record is from RefSeq and is a predicted model, not a curated record. Bases 1 to 1119 code for a protein of 372 amino acids. NCBI's taxonomy places the organism in Eukaryota, Fungi, Ascomycota, Eurotiomycetes, Onygenales, Ajellomycetaceae. The transcript is spliced from 2 exons.
AUGUUUGGUGUGGGCUCUUUCCAACCUGCCGUCUUUCCAGAACACAAACAACCCCCCAACAAUCCAACCGAUUCACAUCACGACUCGGAGCGAAAGAAUCACAAGUCAUCGCUCUAUGUAGGCAACAUAAUACUAAAUACGCACAUUCUGCAACAUCUCCAACAACAUGCCCGCCGCCACAGCGACAGCCACCAACAAGUGCAGGACUCGAAACCCCACAAAGUAAUCUACCCAUCCAACCGCAGCUGCAGCCCGCAGGAGCCAGAACAUACCUUUGAGCAGUGGGACACUUCUAGCGUCCCGCGCGAGAUCUGCGAUGCCCUCCUCAAAUCUACUAUUCAAAACAUUGCCCCUGCAGAUCGCGCCAGCAACAGCAGCAACAGCUACAAACAAACCACCAGCAGACCCAACAGCGAAGCGCCCUCCCUCGCGAGCAUCUCGAUGACAGUCACCACCUCAAAACCUUCACUCGCACGCCAGCAAUCCUCAGAGACGCCCCGGAAACCGCACAAAGACUCCAUCCUCCCUGAUUCCCCAAACCUAACCUCCUCUCCCUCCUCUUCCUCCCUCCCCAGCACUCCCUACACCCGCGCGUAUCGCCCUCGACCCCCCUCCGCCUACUCCUGCUCCUGCAUCUCACACCCUCCCAUCGCAGCCACCCGGCACCAGCACCGGCACGAUCUCCACACCCCGCUCCCACGCCCCAAAUUCACCCCCAGGCGCCCACGCGCGCAUUCCUUCGAAGACAACAUCCACCCGCUCUUCCGGACCAGCAGCCCGGAACCGCCGCCGGGCACCACGCGGGGUACAGUCGUCACCGCCUCCCCCGUCGCGGGCCAAACGAUAUCCAAGAACACGCUGAGCAGGAUCAAGUCCGGCUCGUUCUCGCUGCCGGUGUCGAGUAGCCCCCUGGCGCAGACAGCGAUGAUGGACCUGGACAUCGCUGGCGACAGGGUGGAUGAGGGCGCGCAGGAGGGGGAUUGCGAGGAUGACGAUAUCACGACGCGGACGGAUAUGCCGAUCCCGGGGUUUGUGCUAGCGGCGGGGAAUAGGGGGAGUUGGGUGGAUUAUGGGAAGAGGAAGUCCAGUAGGGGCCCUGGUAGGGAUGAUGGGAGAUAG